AUGUCUUAUCGUUAAUAUUAUUAAUAUUACAAUAAUCCUCAACAAACAAAUUAAAGCUAUUCCACCACUAGUUAACGAUCAUAACAAUCAUUAUAGCAAUAGCCUUUUAUCCCUUAAUAACAAAACCCUUAUAUGUCAAAUAAUUAGAAGAAUUAAACAAACUUAAAUCAAAUCUUACCAAAAAGCACUUCAAAUCCAUUUACUCAACAAGCCAAUAUCUAACAAUAAUUGUAAAAGUAUAAUUUGAAUAAUAAUUAGAGGCCCGUAAUUUUUAUUUUCGUAAGAAUAAUCAAACAUCAAUUAGCCUGUUGCGCAAAAAUUGUUAAAUAGAUAACAAUAUCAAUAAGAACCUAAAACUCUAUAGAAUUAACAAAAAGAUAAGGAUAAUGUAUAGUAAGUAAAGAAUAAUAAAGUUUUAAAUAAUGAAAAAGAAUUAAAAGAAGUUGAUUAUAAAGAGAAUUAAUAAGAGGAUGAAGAUGAUCAAUAAUAUGAGGAUACUGAAUAAUAUGAUUCUGAAGAGGAAAUAGAAAAUUAAAAAAACAUUAAAUAAUUAGUUGAUGUUGAUAAAUAUAAAUCGGUUACAGAAAUAAACUCUAUUAGAAAGGAAGUUAACAAAAUAAAUUAAGAGCUAGAUAAAUUAGAUCAGGAAAUAGAAGGAACUUUAAUUAUGAGUAGAAUCAACUUUGGUGAUCAAACUGUUUAAGAUAUUUCAGCUUCAAGAGAUAUUUCAUAUUAAUAAUACUUAAAACAAUUUGAAUAGUUUAAAUAAUAAAAUUAAGUUAAUUCAAAACCAACGAAAAAGUCAUGA
This is a messenger RNA of Paramecium octaurelia, 808 nucleotides long. The record is from the annotation of a GenBank genome assembly. NCBI's taxonomy places the organism in Eukaryota, Ciliophora, Oligohymenophorea, Peniculida, Parameciidae.